Molecule: messenger RNA, 3515 nt
Organism: Pongo pygmaeus (Bornean orangutan)
Lineage: Eukaryota; Metazoa; Chordata; Mammalia; Primates; Hominidae
Gene: CXCR5
Product: C-X-C motif chemokine receptor 5
Exons: 2
Coding region: 923-1906 (327 amino acids)
Biological process (GO): G protein-coupled receptor signaling pathway; lymph node development; B cell activation
Cellular component (GO): membrane; external side of plasma membrane
Molecular function (GO): C-C chemokine binding; C-C chemokine receptor activity; C-X-C chemokine receptor activity
Source: RefSeq, a predicted model, not a curated record
GCUCAAGUGAUCCUCUUGCCUUGUCUUCCCAAAGUGCUGGGAUUACAGGCCUGAGCCACCAUGCCCAGACUCCAAUCAAUCUUCUAUUGAUGAACAUUAUCACAAAUAUGAUUUUUUCUUAUAGUUGACUUUGCUAUUAAAUGUGAAAUUGAGGCCAGGUAUGAUAGCUCAUGCCUGUAAUCCCACCACUUUGGGAGGCCGAGGCAGGGGAAUCACUUGAGGUCAGGAGUUUGAGACCAGCCUGGCCAACAUGGUGAAACCCUGUUUCUACUAAAAAUACAAAAAAAUUACCUGGGUGUGGUGGCAGAUGCCUGGAAUCCCAACUACUCGGGAGGCUGAGGCAGGAGAAUUGCUUGAACCCAGGAGGCAGAGGUUGCAGUGAGCUGAGAUCGUGCCACUGCACUCCAGCCUGGGCAACAAGAGCAAAACUCUACCUCAAAAAAAAAAAAAAGUGAAAUUGAAAAAAUAAGAUAAAGACAAAAAACAAAAGAAAACCACUGCUUAUAGGUGAUGGGGAACCAGUAAAGGACUUUAAGCAGAACACUGAUGCGAUGGGAUUUGUGUUUUAGAAAACUUACCCUGUCCUCUGUGCAGGAGGUGGACAGGAUUAGAGAAGCUGGUGGGGAUGGGACCCAUGGAGAGAUGGUCUCCUGAGCAUUAGAGUGAAGAGAAGGAAGACUAGACUGAGGCAAUGGCAGAGGGAUGCUGCGGGAAGGGUUGGCAGAUGGCUCUACCCUUGCACUGAUGUAUCUCCCACACCUCCUUCUCACAGACCCCCAUUCCCCCAGAGCCAGAAGGAAAGACCCAGGUUGGAGAAUGGGUCUGCUCGGCAUUAGGAUUCUGGGAAUUGGACAGAUUGGACAACUAUAACGACACCUCCCUGGUGGAAAAUCAUCUCUGCCCUGCCACAGAGGGGCCCCUCAUGGCCUCCUUCAAGGCCGUGUUCGUGCCCGUGGCCUACAGCCUCAUCUUCCUCCUGGGCGUGAUCGGCAACAUCCUGGUGCUGGUGAUCCUGGAGCGGCACCGGCAGACACGCAGCUCCACGGAGACCUUCCUGUUCCACCUGGCCGUGGCCGACCUCCUGCUGGUCUUCAUCUUGCCCUUUGCUGUGGCCGAGGGCUCUGUGGGCUGGGUCCUGGGGACCUUCCUCUGCAAAACUGUGAUUGCCCUGCACAAAGUCAACUUCUACUGCAGCAGCCUGCUCCUGGCCUGCAUCGCGGUGGACCGCUACCUGGCCAUUGUCCAUGCUGUCCAUGCCUACCGCCACCGCCGCCUCCUCUCCAUCCACAUCACCUGUGGGACGAUCUGGCUGGUGGGCUUCCUGUUUGCCUUGCCAGAGAUUCUCUUCGCCAAAGUCAGCCAAGGCCAUCACAACAACUCCCUGCCACGUUGCACCUUCUCCCAAGAGAACCAAGCCGAAACGCAUGCCUGGUUCACCUCCCGAUUCCUCUACCAUGUGGCGGGAUUCCUGCUGCCCAUGCUGGUGAUGGGCUGGUGCUAUGUGGGGGUAGUGCACAGGUUGCGCCAGGCCCAGCGGCGCCCUCAGCGGCAGAAGGCAGUCAGGGUGGCCAUCCUGGUGACAAGCAUCUUCUUCCUCUGCUGGUCACCCUACCACAUCGUCAUCUUCCUGGACACCCUGGCGAGGCUGAAGGCCUUGGACAAUACCUGCAAGCUGAAUGGCUCUCUCCCCGUGGCCAUUACCAUGUGUGAGUUCCUGGGCCUGGCCCACUGCUGCCUCAACCCCAUGCUCUACACUUUCGCCGGCGUGAAGUUCCGCAGUGACCUGUCGCGGCUCCUGACCAAGCUGGGCUGUACUGGCCCUGCCUCCCUGUGCCAGCUCUUCCCUAGCUGGCGCAGGAGCAGUCUCUCUGAGUCAGAGAAUGCCACCUCUCUCACCACGUUCUAGGUCCCAGUGUCCCCCUUUAUUGCUGCUUUUCCUUGGGGCACGCAGUGAUGCUGGAUGCUCCUUCCAACAGGAGCUGGAAUACUAAGGGCUCACCGUGGCUAAGAGUGCCCUAGGAGUAUCCUCAGCUGGGGUAGCUAGAGGAACCAAUCCUCAUUUCUAGAACAUCCCUGCCAGCUCUUCUGCCGGCCCUGGGGCUAGGCUGGAGCCCAGGGAGCGGAAAGCAGCUCAAAGGCACAGUGAAGGCUGUCCCUACCCAUCCGCACCCCCCUGGGCUGAGAGAACCUCACGCACCUCCCAUCCUAAUCAUCCAAUGCUCAAGAAACAACUUCUACUUCUGCCCUUGCCAAUGGAGAGUGCCUGCCCCUCCCAGAACACACUCCAUCAGCUUAGGGGCUGCUGACCUCCACAGCUUCCCCUCUAUCCUCCUGCCCACCUGUCAAACAGAGCCAGAAGCUGAACACCAGGGGAUGAGUGGAGGUUAAGGCUGAGGAAAGGCCAGCUGGCAGCAGAGUGUGGCCUUCAGACAACUCAGUCCCUACAAACACAGACAUUCUGCCAGGCCCCCAAGCCUGCAGUCAUCUUGACCAAGCAGGAAGCUCAGACUGGUUGAGUUCAGGUAGCUGCCCCUGGCUCUGACCGAAACAGCACUGGGUCCACCCCAUGUCACCGGAUCCUGGGUGGUCUGCAGGCAGGGCCGACUCUAGGUGCCCUUGGAGGCCAGCCAGUGACCUGAGGAAGCGUGAAGGCCAAGAAGCAAGAAAGAAACCCGACAGAGGAAAGAAAAGAGCUUUCUUCCAGAACCCCGAGGAGGGAGACGGAUCAAUCAAACCCGGCGGUCCCCUCCACCAGGCGAGAUGGGGUGGGGUGAAGAACUCCUAGGGUGGCUGGGUCCAGGGGAUGGGAGGUUGUGGGCAUUGAUGGGGAAGGAGGCUGGCUUUGUCCCCUCCUCACUCCCUUCCCAUAAGCUACAGACCCGAUGAAACUCAGAGUCGGAACGGAGAAAGGUGGACUGGAAGGGGCCCGUGGGAGUCUUCUCAACCAUCCCCUCCGUGGCAUCACCUUAGGCAGGGAAGUGUAAGAAACACACUGAGGCAGGGAAGUCCCCAGGCCCCAGGAAGCCGUGCCCUGCCCCUGUGAGGAUGUCACUCAGAUGGAACCGCAGGAAGCUGCUCCGUGCUUGUUUGCUCACCUUGGGUGUGGGAGGCCCCUCCGGCAGUUCUGGGCGCUCCCUCCCACCUCCCCAGCCUUUGACUGGGUGGGGAGUCAGGGAACCCUGCCCUUGUCCCACUCAAGCCAAGCAGCCAAGCUCCCUGGGAGGCCCCACUGGGGAAAUAACAGCUGUGGCUCAGGGGAGAGUGUCCUCAGGGCAGAACAGCAAGGAAGCCCUAAGACGCCCAUUUUUUCUCUGAGUAUCUCCUCGCAAGCUGGGUAAUCGAUGGGGGAGUCUGAAGCAGACGCAAAGAGGCAAGAGGCUGGAUUUUGAAUUUUCUUUUUAAUAAAAAGGCACCUAUAAAACAGGUCAAUACAGUACAGGCAGCACAGAGACCCCCGGAACAAGCCUAAAAAUUGUUUCAAAAUAAAAACCAAGAAGAUGUCUUCACAUAUUGUA